AUGAGCAUUCAAAGUUUGAUUAUUAAAAGUAUAACAGAACCAGGUGCUAACGAUGCGGUUGUCAUUGCCAUUCACAUCACAUUCUGUUCAUUAUUAGCGGUCUUGGCCUCUAUGGUAUUUGUCACACGCGGUAAUAUUCAUUACAUCUUUUUAUUUUUCAUUGCUGCUAUAUUGUAUGGCAUCUUAACUUGGUUUAUCUCUGAAAUCAAAAAGAUUCAAGCUGAAGAAAAGAAAGAAGUUAAAUCAAUGUCCAAGGAUGUAUAUGAUAACGAUACUCAAGUGACCAAGAAUAGCAGUACUGAUGAUGCGAAAUCCUCUUUGAAAAACUUGGGUAAAUCCAUGUCAGAAUAA
Molecule: messenger RNA, 351 nt
Organism: Henningerozyma blattae CBS 6284
Lineage: Eukaryota; Fungi; Ascomycota; Saccharomycetes; Saccharomycetales; Saccharomycetaceae
Gene: PKR1
Product: Pkr1p
Exons: 1
Coding region: 1-351 (116 amino acids)
Biological process (GO): vacuolar proton-transporting V-type ATPase complex assembly
Cellular component (GO): endoplasmic reticulum membrane
Source: RefSeq, a predicted model, not a curated record